Molecule: messenger RNA, 780 nt
Organism: Penicillium olsonii
Lineage: Eukaryota; Fungi; Ascomycota; Eurotiomycetes; Eurotiales; Aspergillaceae
Source: the annotation of a GenBank genome assembly
AUGGUCUCUCCCUUUCUGGAUCUCUCUGGAGAAUCUAUUCCUCUGAAGCAAGUCCUGGGAUCCGGAUCUUCGGCGGUUGUGGUACUUCAUGACGGCUUGGCCGUCAAGAUGCCUCUGAGAUAUUGUUGGAGCUCAGAUGUACAGGUUGAGAUGAAUAUUGAAGUCAUUCAACGUGAACAGGAUGUCUAUCGUCGUUUCCAAUCAUCGAAUACCCAAUGUGGUGGUAUUGUUAAUUGCAUUGGUUUCACGAAAGAAACCACCAAACUGGCUUAUAUGGCAAAUGGAGAUCUUCGCGCGUAUUUGGAAACCAACCAGCCAUCUCAACAGCUCCAACUCUCUUGGUUUCGCGACAUGGCUCGUACGCUCGAGUAUAUCCAUGACCAACGUGUGCUUGUGGCAGAUAUUGCUAGUCGAAACUUCCUUCUCGAUUCAGACCUUACAAUUAAAUUCUGUGAUUUUUCCGAAGCGUCUCUUCUACCGUUGGAUGUUGAUAUGGAUACUUUUGAUGAUAACGGAUAUACGACUCGAAUCUAUCUCGGCUUCCUUGGGGCAGUAAUUUAUGAAGUCGUGACUGGCAACAAAUGCAAAAUCGACCUCUUCAAAGACAAUCUGCCAACUGAUGGUCGAGCGACCUGGCCGCAGAGACAAUUCCUUCCCAGUACUGAGAAUGUUUGGCUUGGCUCAAUCAUCGAGGACUGCUGGGUCGACGGAGGAUUUCGACACGCUCGUAGCCUGCUACGAGCACUGGAUUCAACCGCCCUACCUUCGCCAGCCCUCUAA